AAAAUAUUCUCUCCCUGCCUUUGACGAUCACCACCAACUAAAGAGUACCACCAAUUUAUACACAAUCGCCAACAGAACCUUCAGUUCCAGAUCUCUCAUAAAGGAUAUUUCAUAUAGCUUGUCAGAAAUGGCUUCAUUCAAGGCAUUUUUGAACAGCCCUGUUGGCCCUAAAACAACUCACUUUUGGGGUCCUGUAGCCAACUGGGGCUUUGUCAUUGCUGGACUGGUCGACACACAAAAACCACCGGAGAUGAUAUCAGGCAACAUGACCUCAGCAAUGUGUGUCUAUUCUGCAUUAUUCAUGAGAUUUGCAUGGAUGGUUCAGCCUCGGAAUUAUCUUCUUCUGGCAUGCCAUGCCUCGAAUGAGUCAGUGCAACUCUAUCAACUAUCACGUUGGGCAAAAGGUCAAGGAUAUUUGCAGCAGAAUGCAGCCAAAGCAGAGUGAUUUUGUGUUAUUUCUUGUUUAUUUUUGGACAAAUUUGCUUUUCAUUUAUAAGUGCUUUCAUCAAUAUUAUUGCAAAUGUUCAUAAAGAAGCAUUAAACUUUUGCUAUCUGAAUGGCUGUUGUUGGCUCUACACGGUAAUAAACCAAGAAGAAAAGCACUAAUGAUUUUCGGAGUCGGUUGAGAACUA
Molecule: messenger RNA, 632 nt
Organism: Solanum dulcamara
Lineage: Eukaryota; Viridiplantae; Streptophyta; Magnoliopsida; Solanales; Solanaceae
Product: mitochondrial pyruvate carrier 1-like
Exons: 5
Coding region: 128-445 (105 amino acids)
Biological process (GO): pyruvate import into mitochondria
Cellular component (GO): mitochondrial inner membrane
Source: RefSeq, a predicted model, not a curated record